CACCCCUCCCCCACCGCUCCCGCCCGCCCGCCCGCCCCUCGCAGCCCGGAGCCAGCCCGGCCAGCACAGCGAGCCAGCAACGGCAAGCCACCGCCACAGCGCCUCCACAGCACAGGCCUCCCACAUCCACGGGCUCUCGUUGCAGGCGGCGCCCGGGAACAGGCGCCCUGAGCCGGGCGGCGGUUUACAAAUUUAGACCGGGGAUCGAGAGACAGGUCAUCCAAAACCCGGGGAGGAACAGAGGGACCUUGCUGUACCAGUCCAGAAUCCUUUAAGGUGGCAGCAGAGAUAGAAAGCUAAUGUUCACAAGGAGAAGAAUCACGUGAUGUAUGAAGGCAAACACAUACACUUCUCAGAGGUCGAUAAUAAGCCAUUGUGCUCCUACAGUCCCAAGCUCUGCAAGCAGCGCCGGCUCAACGGCUACGCAUUCUGCAUCCGCCACGUUUUGGAGGACAGAACCGCUCCUUUCAAGCAAUGUGAAUUUGUGGCCAAGUACAACAACCAGCGGUGUACAAACCCUAUCCCAAAAUCUGAAGAUCGAAGAUACUGCAACAGCCACCUGCAAGUCCUUGGUUUGGUGCCCAAAAAGGAACGUAAGAAAAAGUAUGAGCAGCUAGACGAGGUGCGCCCCAGACUGCACCCCGAUGUGGCCAUGGCAGUCAGCCUGGCAGUGCCCACGCUGGCCCUGAAGACGGCAAAUGGUUUGGAUGGACCCACGCGAACUCCGCAGAUGCCGCGGCUGCCCCUCCAGUGCCUGGAGCGCGAGCUGGAUGACCCCUUUGCUUUCCCCGAUGACGACGAUUGCGCACUGAGGAAAGGGACUGUCAAACGGAAGCUUCAGACCAAACUUGCUCAGAACCGGCAGCAGCUGCAACAGCGGCUGCUUCGCAAGCCCGAGAUUUUGAGACUGCAAUCAGAGCACUUUAUCCCCCGCCCUGCGCCGCAUCGGCCGCUCUACCCCGGCACUCCCCCUCUCUCCAGCCCCCCACGACCUACUGUACUGUCACAGGGCCUGCUAUGCAAACCCCCACCGCCCCCCAGCCCCGGACUGCCGCCAGCAGCAGCCCAAUGUACGGCUGCAGCGACGCCUGCCUCUCCCUCGCCAAACAGGAGGCCCCACCGGACCGCCUCCCCGCCUCAGCGAACAAGGACGCCGCCCCUCCCGCAGCCUGCUGCUGUCCCACCCACGCCUGCGGCCAAGGCAGCGGACUCUUCCAGGCCCAACAUGGUGGUCCUCAAGGCUUCAAACUCCACGCCAGUCUGCAGGCAGCACUCGGCCUGUGUAAACAGGCUCCAGAGACUAGCAAAGCUGUGUGCUGAGAAGCAACAAUUGCAUCAGGAUCUCUUUCCACAUUUAGGGCUAGACUGGUCAGAGGACAGUGAGGAAGAUGAGGAGGAAGAUGAACGUGUGCCUCGUUGCCAGUAUGCUUGGACGUUGCGAGACAAAUGGUCAGAUGUUCACCUAGAGUCCGAAGAUGAGUCACGGAGUACAAGAAGGUUAAGAGUGACACGACUCUGCACUUACUUGCAGCACAGAUACUCGCAGCUCUGUCAUGUGGAGCGAGCAGCGGCACGCCAACAAAGAUGUCGGCACGCCUUCCGGAGGGCCUUGCUGCAGGCAGCCAGCAACGAACCUGAUUACACCGGGCAGUUGCUUCGAGACCUCAAAACAGGACCCCCCACGCAGCCCAGCGUGAAGCAGCCCGACCACAGAGUAGUGGAACCAGCACUGUGCACAGGAGGCAUCAAGGGCCAGCACUGCCCCAACAUGUCUCUUCCAUACACCAGGCAUUGUUUCCAACAUAUCUUGUUGAGUCACUCGCAGCAGCUGUUCUCAAGCUGCACGGCCAAGUUCGCAGAUGGGCAACAGUGUUCCAUUCCAGUGUUUGACAUCACGCACCAGACUCCACUGUGUGAAGAGCAUGCAAAGAAAAUGGAUAAUUUUUUGCGGGGUGACAGUAACCGGAAAGUCCAGCAACAGAGGAAACCCAGGAAGAAAACCAAGCCUCCAGCACUUACCAAAAAACACAAGAAGAAACGGCGAAGAGGCCCUAGGCGGCCUCAGAAACCCAUUCCUCCAGCAGUACCCCAGGGCAAUCUCACAAUGCCUUCCAGUCUUGGCAUAUCAGUCAUGGCUUCCCAUGUCAGGGACUCUUCAACUCCAGAACUCAGUGCUGACGAAAUCCCUGAUGACAUCACCAACGAGAUCACGGAUAUGCCAAAUGACCUGGAACUAAAUCAGGAAGAGUUGGCAGAGGUUCUUCAGCGAUUGCCUGAUGAUUUGCAGGACUUCGACCUCUUUGAAGGUAAGAACGGUGAACUGCUGCCAACGACAGAAGAGGCGGAGGAGCUGGAGCGGGCGUUGGAGGCGGUGACUUCGUACGCCGCCUCGCUGGAGUGCCUCAGUUCCAUCGGUGAUCUAGCGCACACGGACGGAGACGGCGACCAGGAGCUGUCAGGCAGGGGAAUGGGUGCGUUCGUCGCCGCUGCCGGCAUCCCGGUUCUCAGCCGGGCCGUCAACAACGAUCUGGGGGAUCUCCUCAACGGCCGCAUGUCCACCGAGAACUUCUCCAGCCUGGAGCUGGACGAGAACCUCCUGCCCGCCCCCUCGGCGCUGUCCAGCCCGGCCGGAUCGCAGGGCGCCUAUGCCUCGCCGCCGGCGGUGGGCCAUGCCUCCUUGUCGGCCCUCGGCGAGCGCGCCUACCCGGCACAUUUCCACGGCCUGCGGGCCGAUGGCAGCCGCUUAUCUCCCCGCGCCCAUCUGCUGGGCAAGGCCGAGGAGCUGCUGGUGCCGCGGUCUCGCUGUGGGAGCGAACACUCUUGCACGUCCCCCUACAGCAGUGAGCAGGCGCCGUCGCCCUACAGCGACCAUGUGGUCUCGCCGCCCCGCCCCCCGCCGCCAGCCUACCCCUCCGACGGUCUCUGUGUUCCCUUCUCGCCCGAUGUCGCUGCCCUGCUGCCCGCUCACGUGUUACCAGCUCAGCUCGUCAACUCCAGGCCCCAGUGGGGCACCAUCAGCCUGAGCGAGUCGGCCAGCUUCAGUGGCCUGAUGGCGCCCGGGCCUGAGGGUCACCUGCUCUCCACCUCGCUCUCCACCUCGCUCUCCACUCCCCACUUGCCCUCCACCUUCUCCAGCACCAAGGCACCCGGCAAUGCUGUCCUGCUCGCUGCACUCGGCGAGGCCGGCUUCAGCGGCAAUGGCUGCGGCGCUAGUCUGGGCCCAUCCUCCCCUCCAGACCUCUCCUCUUCCUCCAACCCCGCCAAGCCGCCUCUGCCACAGUUCAGUGCCGCCUUUGGGCCGCAGCUCGGCUCCCACAGCGGCAUCCCCAAGGACGUUCAGCCCACCCACAGCUCGGUCGCACCUCCCAAGGGCUUCUCUGUCACCGCCGCCAUCAGCACGAACAAGGUCUCGGCACCCUACAGCCCUUCGCAGUGAGUCACGGCGCAAUGAAACACCACCCUGUUUUCUCCCUUGCAAGUGAGGGUCGAGAUGUUUUCCCCAUCUCUGAUAUAUUCAGUGGCUUCUUGGAAUUUUUCAAGGGUAUCAGCUGGUCGUUUUUCUUAAAACAAACUCUUCCUGCAUGUGGUAAGAGGGGUAAACCUGUAAGGGCCAAGGCUUUUGGGAGAACCUGACUUGUGACCAAACAGAGAUGCCAGUGAUUCCUACCUUUAUUGAUACAAAGGACACACAUAAUGGGUAAUGCUCAUCAUUCUCGCAUCCAACGUUCCUGACGUCAAAAAGGGGCACAUACCUUUUGAUUUUGGUAAUGAACGACAGACCCAAAUCUCUUUGCACACCUGUUUUCUAGGCAUAUUUCCCUGCUUUCUCCACCUCUAGCAUUUAUGAACACUGCCUCCUCUAUCUCCCCUCCAUUCCCAGUCCAUCAUUGGCAUCUCUGUUGUGAGCAGCAUUUUAACAAAUUGGCAGCCAGACCAAACUCCUGCCAACAUUUUUUUAACCAGAUAUCUCUGACCUGGAUAUUUUGCCAAGCAGCCACUAUGAGUUUAGGUGACUUCCUUUCCACCUUGCUAGGACUUUGUGUGCUUUUUGAACAGGGGAAUGGGUGACAUUUUCCCCCCUUUUCAGGGCUAAAAGAGCUAAUACAUUCAAUUUGAGUAUAUUUUUUAUGUAAAUACAUUAGUACAUUUUAUGACAUUGCUUAUUCUAUAAAACCAUUAAUGGCACACUGUUAAACUCGAGGUAGAUGUUUGGCUCAUUGAGGCUUUUUAUAUAAUAAAAUUGACUCGGAUACACACUAAGUUGUAGAUCAGGUGCCCACGGUCUCUGCACAGACAUGCCCCACAUUGCUGUGAGAUUCUUAAGCUAGGUGCAGUGCUGACAUCAUUUACUUGCUAAAAUGUAAUCCUAAAACUCAGCCUAAAGUCUUCUGUGAAUGGACUACUAACAAGCAAAUCAUUUCAAUCUGCAAGGAUACCUGGGUGUUUUAUAAAUGCCAUAUUUGCAGAGAUAUCUCCUAAGCUCAAAGCCACGAAUAAGAUUUAUUUUGCCAUCCAGCUGAACAUUGCACCCUUCUCCAACAACCCCCUUCACCUCUGUUGUUCUAUCUAUAAUCUCCAGUCCCUAUGCCUGCCCCUUCUUGCAAGGGUGUUCAAAACUUAAAGCAUCAGUUCUUUUGGCUCCAAUUUAUAUAUUUCCAUGAGAGGCCAGUUGGAGUUACUCUUCCUAAAAUCAUAGGUGCUGCACCUGAGAGACCUAAUACUCGCAAUAAAACUUGUUCACUGAAGCUUUUGUUGCAUUUUAGUUAGCUUGGAUGGGAGAGAAAAUAAAAUAGCCUGUGUAUCUUGGUGUAGGACAGCAGAGGUUGAGGAUUUUCUAGGAACAGUGGGAAAUUGGGUAGGGUAAUGUUACUUCCAUUUUUGGGAACCCUUAAAAGCUGGGCUUUUGAGGUGUCGUCAUAUCGUUAACAGCAUCACAGCGUAUGGAAUCCCAAUUUGCUCUCAAACCAGUACUUUUGAUGCUCUCAAAGGUUAGUUCAUGUGUGGUCUGGAGGUGCUGAUCCCUGGCUUCUAGAGUUUGGUUGUUUAUUCCACUGCCUCAAGACCUGUAUGCAGCUGACACAAAAUAACGGUGGCUAAAGUGUACCACCCACUGUUUUCUGCAAUGCAUCCAGUGUCUUAUAAUGCCAAAUAUUUUAGAUUUAUUUGAGAGAACUUUUAUGUUAAAAGCUCAGCAUGUGUAUAAAAUCUAUCCAAUGAGCUAUAAGCUUGUUUUACUUGUGGAGUUUUCAGAUGAUAUGCUACAAUGGGGUUACCCCAGUUUUAACAUUUUAAUCACACGUACACACUCAUAACCUAUAUUGUACAUAAUAUACAUCGUAUGGAGCUCCUCCAUACAACACUUAUGGCAUUGCCCAGUUCCCACAGCCUGGUCCUCUUAUACAUUUCCUGCACUCUUAGAACUUCCCAUUAAAAAUUGAAAGGUUAGGGAAGAGAUUCAAUGAAACGUUGCUUGUGAAUGCUUUGUGCAUUUGAUUUGAAAUAAGGGGCCAUUCCCAGUACAUCUUGAAAAGGUGUGGAGGAUUCCAAGUUAGUGUUAUUUGUUUCUUUGAAUAAAGGUGAACUUGCUACACAUUGUGGAACAGAUCCAUGCCAGAUAUGUUUUGUGGAAGGACAAUAACAAUUUUCUGCACACACAACCCCUUUUUGAAUAAAAAAACAAAUCGUGCAUUCCCAAUAUUCUAUUUUAAUUUAAACAUCCACAUUUUGUUAAACCUGAUGCC
Messenger RNA from Leucoraja erinaceus (little skate), 5741 nucleotides. RefSeq names its product INO80 complex subunit Db (gene ino80db). Bases 326 to 3436 code for a protein of 1036 amino acids. Lineage: Eukaryota; Metazoa; Chordata; Chondrichthyes; Rajiformes; Rajidae. The record is from RefSeq and is a predicted model, not a curated record. Gene Ontology annotation, cellular component: nucleus. The transcript is spliced from 11 exons.